AUGUACCAGCUGCUGCUCAUUGUACUGCUUGCAGCGCGCGCUUCGGCCUGCGGGCAGAGCAGUUACCCUCCUUAUUUCUCCAAGGUGGUCAAUGGAAUUGAUGCAAGGCCAUACAGCUGGCCUUGGCAGAUUUCUUUAGAAGUUGGAUAUGGCAAUUAAUUUUCUCACACUUGUGGUGGAACGCUGAUUUCUUCAAAUUGGGUUAUGACAGCAGGACACUGCAUCUCCCUUGGAUGGACCUACCGUGUGGUACUGGGAGAAUACGAACGGCAUGUGUAUGAGGGUGGAGAGCAGAUCAUAAAUCCCAGUGGCAUCUUUGUUCAUCCAGAAUGGAAUGAAAACUGUGUUUCCUGCGGGAACGACAUCGCUCUAAUCAAGCUCUCAAAGCAUGCCAUCUUGAAUGACCAUGUCCAGCUUGCUUGUAUUCCACCUUACGGCACUGUUCUUCUCAAUUACGCUUAUUGCUACAUCACUGGAUGGGGUCGACUUUCCACGAAUGGACUACUCCCAGCUAAGCUGCAGCAAGCCUAUGUACCUGUCAUUGAAUAUGCCCACUGCAGCAACAGAGAUUGGUGGGGGAGCAUUGUGAAAAAGACCAUGGUUUGUGCCGGAGGUGGUGAAAAGUCUGGAUGCAAUGGAGACACGGGUGGACCUUUGAACUGUAAAGGUUCUGAUGACCUUUGGUACGUUCAUGGAGUGGCCAGUUUUGUGUCGUCCUCCGGAUGUAACACCAUAAGGAAGCCUACGGUCUUCACCCGGGUUUCUGCCUUCAAUAACUGGAUUAAUCAGGUACAUACCGUUUACAGGUUGAAUGUUAAUACUUCUCUCUUGUUACACAACUAA
Molecule: messenger RNA, 843 nt
Organism: Amblyraja radiata (thorny skate)
Lineage: Eukaryota; Metazoa; Chordata; Chondrichthyes; Rajiformes; Rajidae
Product: proproteinase E-like
Exons: 7
Biological process (GO): proteolysis
Molecular function (GO): serine-type endopeptidase activity
Source: RefSeq, a predicted model, not a curated record